Micropterus dolomieu (smallmouth bass) is the source of this 2228-nucleotide messenger RNA. It is a transcript of the gene prf1.5, whose product is annotated as perforin 1.5. Bases 333 to 1922 code for a protein of 529 amino acids. The transcript has 5 exons. Lineage: Eukaryota; Metazoa; Chordata; Actinopteri; Centrarchiformes; Centrarchidae. Gene Ontology annotation, biological process: immune response. The record is from RefSeq and is a predicted model, not a curated record. Gene Ontology annotation, cellular component: membrane attack complex.
AUACAUAGCCCUGAAGCAGGGAAACUCCCUCUUCGGUCUUUUUCAUAAGGCGGCGGACAGACAAAAGAGUGCUCCCAGCAGGCUUUCAGCUCAGCCAAAGCUCGCUCAGCCGUGAUUUCAUUUCCAGCAGGAUGAAGAAUUUAGAUUAGUUCAGUUUGCAGUUCAUCAUAUACAGUGAGCUGUGCCAUCGAUGGGGUUAGCAAAGAGAGGGAGGCACGAUUGUAUUUUUGUGGCUAUUAAAAUCUGGAGAGGAAUUUUAGUGGGCAGAGAAAGCUACAGUCUGACAACCCUUAAAAGAGGACGAGGACACCAUCUGAAGGACGAUAAAUAUAAUGCAGUCCAAGGCAACCAUGCAGGGUGGAGGACACCAACGGAGCAACUUUGUCUUGUUUAUAUUGGCUUUACUGGUCACAUUGGAGGUCUGCAGGGUCCAGGGCUGUCGGGUCGGCUCAGGCUCAGAGUGUGAGAAAACCCCGUUCGUCCCGGGCCACAACCUGGCAGGGGAGGGUUUUGAUGUGGUGCGGAUGCGUCGAACAGGCGCAUACGUCAUCAAUGUCAAAGGUCAUCUGGUUGACAACCACACCUGUACACUGUGUCCAAAUCGCUUCCAACAAGGCCAGAUUCAGAGGCUGCCAGCAGCAGUGCUCGACUGGCGUCCCUUCAGUCGCUGCAGUAAGCAGCUUUCUAGUGCUCUCCACCACUCAGUGGACUCCCUGCUGCGCAGCUCCAACUCACUGGUUAACAACAACUGGGGCCUGGGUUUGAGUUUGGAAAACAUUGGCAAGGCAGUGCUGGGAGGAAGCCGCUCAGACUUGGCAAAGUUUGCUCGUUCGCAGCACAGUGUGGACAAGGCCACUUUCGCCAUCCACGAAAUCAGCUGCACCUACUACAGCUACAGGCUGGCUGAUCAUCCCCAGCUGAGUGCAGAGUUCACAAAGCAUCUGAAGAGACUCCCACAGAGAUUAAAUACAAGCCAGGACAGAGCCCUGUAUAGACGGCUGAUAGACACCUAUGGAACACACUACAUACACCAGGUCCAGCUUGGUGGUAAGGUGAGGCGAAUCACCGCCUUCAGGACCUGCCUGGCCACACUGAAGGGCUUCUCCGAGACUGAGGUCAAAAACUGCCUGAAUGCUGAACUCCGAAUGGCUCUUGGUUUCCUCCCUGCCAAUGCAUCCUUCUCCAACAAGUGUGACAACCUCCUGAAAGGCAACAUGAGCAUGGGCUUCUACCAAGGCUUCAUGACCCAUAAGAUUGAGGUUAUCGGAGGGGAGAAGUACUUCCCUGACAUCCUCUACCAGCAGGACCCAUCUGAAGCUUACCACAGCUGGAUGAACAGCCUCCACGACAAUCCUGAUGUGGUUUCUUACGCCAUCUUCCCUCUGCAUCAUUUAGUGGAGGACUCCGAGAUCAGUGAUAAUCUCAAAAGCACUGUCACAGAGUAUAUUAAAGAGAACCAGCUGAAAGAAGACCAGCUUGGACUCAAGAACUGCUCCCCGACUCCCAACCUGGACCAUAACUGCUGUCCUCUACGUGCUGGCAGAGGAACUCUCAGACUGGAGAUGCACCGAGCUGCAGGUUUGAGGGCGGAUACCUUCACGAAGACGGACGCCUUCGUGAAGAUCUUCUACAACGGCAUAUACGAGGAGACUGAGACGGUGAUGGACAACAACGACCCAGUGUGGAAUGCAACUUAUGACUUUGGAUCAGUGGAACUGGGUCAAGAGUUGAGGUUUGAAGUCUGGGAUAGAGAUGUACUUUACAAUGACGUAGCGGGCAGAUGUGUUGUCUUUCCUGAGCGAGGAACUCACUCUCUAAGCUGUCAGCUGAGCAAAGGAGUUCUCUAUUUCACCUACACCAUCAAAUGCGACGCUCAUUUGACAGGCUUCAGGUGUGGACGAUACUCCCCCAAUGCUGAGUAGAUUUGUUACGUGUUAAUCUAGAUUUUAGUGUUGUCUUGACACAUGACGUUAAACUUUCAAGUAUCAAAUUUUUUUUAUUGUCUCAUUUCCCUUGCAUUUUAACUGCAGACAUUUGUCAGCAUUUUUGAUGCCAAACAAACUUCCACUUCCCUCACAUAGAUUUCAUUAUGUACAUUUCUAUAAGAGUCCAUCCAAGGAAAAAACAUAGCUGUCAGCCCUUUUCUAUGUAAAUGUCAUGUAAUGUUGCAGUAUAAACUAACAAAAGUCAAAGCCCUUGUGAAUCCAAAAUAAAGUGGUUUUGAUUUA